AUUCGUCUCUCAAAAGAGGAGGGAGAGUAAGAAGGAAAUGAGUUGGUUACUCCUGCCCAUCCUGGAUUGAGGAUUCUCGAAUUUUCGCUCCCCUGACCAAGCUGACCUAUUGCCCCAAACUCUCUCAAGAGGUCGACCCUUGCUCUGAGAUAGGGGUAUCUGAAUAUAGGGUGGGGAGGGAGGAGGCGUGAGUAAAAGAUCUGGACCAGCCUUCGGCGCACAGCCGAAGAUUUUGCCCAGAGAGAGGGGCGUAUAGGUGUUUGAUAUAGUUCUCCAUGAAUAAAACGCGGAAAUAUUUCCCCGUAGUAAUCCAGGAGCGUUCACACACACACACACACACACACAUAUUCACACUGCAGCGCCACAUGUCACCAGGCUGAUUUUUUUUUUAAGGAGACGGGAAGGAAGCAGCCUGGAAGGGGGCCCUAAAACGGGCGGAUUAUUCGCUGUCCAUCUCCCCCACCCCCAUCCGCUCCCUCUGGGGACCUCCCGUUGGGAAGGACAGUCCUCCAGCGCCUUUCCUUUGUCCAAGGCUUUGUGUGUGUUCAUGUGUUUUUUUCGGGGGUAGGGUAAGAGUUGGGGGCCCCCAUCAGCGCAACACACUGAUUAUAACCUUCCUUAAAAUCCGGGGAGGCGGGGGUGGCCGCACCCGGCUGGGUGGAGAAGAAGGGGACCGGGACGUUGCUACGGCGGGUUAAUGAUUUAAUCGUCCUCGGCUGAGCCUACUCUGAGAUUGCCCGGCCCCCCAACUCCGGCCUCUGGCACCGCCCCCGGCCUUGGAGCGCCCCCAACUGGGACGUCAACUUGCCCCUUCUUAGCUUCUCUUUUUACAUUGCCUUCUUCAGGAUUCGGGUCUCCCGGGACCCUGCUGUUAUAUUUUCUUCUUCAUCCCAUCCUCAUCGUGAUCCAGAUACAGAAAUCUUCAUCCUGCAUUUGACUUUGGGAGGGCCUGCCUUCCUAACCCAAGAAGAUGCCAAUUCUCAAGCAGCUAGUGUCCAGCUCAGCCCACUCAAAGCGCCGUUCCCGAGUGGACCUCACAGCAGAGAUGAUCAGCGCUCCCCUGGGUGACUUCCGCCACACCAUGCAUGUGGGACGGGCUGGGGAUGCCUUUGGGGAUACCUCCUUCCUCAACAGUAAAGCCGGGGAGGCAGACCCUGAGUCCCUUGAAGAGCAGGCAAGUGCCACUUCCUCAUCUAAACCCAGCCUCCUAUCUCGAAAGUUUCGGGGAAGCAAGAGGUCUCAAUCAGUGACACGGGGAGACCGACGGGACAUGCUUGGCUCUCUGAGGGACUCUGCUCUUUUUGUGAAGAAUGCAGUGUCCCUGCCACAACUCAACGAGAAGGAGGCAGCAGAAAAGGGGUCUGGCAAGCUGCCUAAGAGCCUUUCGUCCAGUCCUGUGAAGAAGGCAGCCACUGGAGGAGCAGAGGAGGAAGAGGUAGAGGAGGAGGGAGGAUCUGGGGAGAAGACACAUCGUCUGAAUGGAUCUGGGGGUGCCCACUCACCUGACUCUAUACUUGAUGAGCGGGCCUUUGGGGACAUCACAGACCUGCCUCACGUACCCAAGGCUGGUUAUGGAUUGAAGCAUGCAGAAUCAAUUAUGUCCUUCCAUAUUGACCUGGGGCCCUCCAUGCUGGGGGAUGUCCUUAGCAUCAUGGACAAGGACGAAUGGGACCCAGAGGAAGAGGACAGUUGCCAUGGUGAUGAGGGCCCAAGCCACAGCAUCCAGCCCCCACUUUCUGCUGCUGUUCCUCUGCCACGGCAGGAAGAGAAGCCUGGUCCAGACUCACCACUGCUGCCUCCCUGCACUAUGGAUGAUGAGGGCUGGGCAGCAGCAGCUCCCAGCCCAGCAUCCGCCCGAAGUGUGAGCAGUCAUACCACAAGAGACAGCAGUUCCAUCUCCAGCUGUACCUCUGGAAUCCUAGAGGAACGAAGCCCUGCGCUCCACGGGCUAGAGAGGGCUCGGGUCCCUCUUGCCCGACAGCCCAACAAAGAGUUCUCAUUUAUGGACGAGGAAGAGGAUGAGAUCCGUGUGUGAAUGGGGUUGGGGGGAUUGUUGAGUGGCUCUGCACAACUGACUUAUUUUUGUCCCCACUCCCUGUGACUUUCCACCUUACUAUGGGACUCCCAGAGUCCAGGUAGAAUAGCCCUCUGAAGGGACCUUGGCAGGAAGUCUUAGUUGCAGGAGACCCCUCUAAUUCAUCUAUGCCUGAGAAAAGAAUAUUUGUGUGACUCCUUUCUCCUAGAUGUGGGGAUUGGUGGAUCCUGGGAAUGAAGCAACUCUGGGUUGGAGGGGGUGGGGAUGGAUUAUUUGCCUGACAUCUAUGGACAGCUUGCUCUCCUCUAAGACAUACAGGGGUCAGGAGUGUUUUCUUGGCCAACGAACACUUCAGUAUGAAGCAGGAAUCAAUUUUCCUCCUUUCUCUCUAUUUCCCUCCCCUCUUCCCUCUCCACAAAUGAAUGCCAGAUGUCCAACCUGAUUGCCUCUCCACAUUAAGCAAUACCGAGGCAGCAGAGCCAGACCUCCACUUGAUUUCCCUUUCUCUAGCUCUUUUUUCCCUCCCUGGGAAUUCCAUGUGUGUCUCCCUCUCCCACUCUUCUCCCUACUUUGGAGCUUUCUAAAUUUCUUCCAUGUAGUCCCUCUCUUUUCUCUCCAUGUUUCUCUUUCCCCAUAGAUUUUUAUCUUGACUUUGUUCUCUGGCUACUAGCCAUUGCUGGAAAGAGGUUUGAUGGGAGAAGGGGUUAGAAUUACACAUGGUGCUGGUGGGAGGAUGCUCUGAGAAGCCCCCCCCCCAUCUACCUAUUCCUCACUCAUGUUUGUGUUUUACUAAGAGAUUGGAAUAGGGGAGACUGUUGGGAGAAAAGCUAUAAAGCUGUUGCAGUCUGAUUGGGAAAUCUUCCCUCCAUUCCUCCUCCUUUGGGAGCUCUCUUGCCACCCCCUUUUAAGAGCAGAAGCUGGGAAGAGCCUGGGGCUCCCCUGAAUGAGACUGUCUUGGAGGGUAAGAAGCUUGGCUAUAGGAGCAAAGGAGGCAGAGGCUUUGGAAUCAGUCCCUCCUUCUGGAACUCCCCUCCCCCUCAGCAAUGCUCCACAACUGCCUCCCAGAACUUGGGCAGGAAGUCUGGGGCCCCUUGGAGUUAAGCAGCACCAGGUGGCUGGGUUAGGGUAAUAUAUGUGGAAAAUCUCCCCUUUCCCACAGCAGCUUCUAGAGAGAAAGAAGGAGAUGAUGACGGGAAGGCCCUGAGCAGGGAUCCUAGAGUGUGAAACUGAAAUUUAGUCUACCCAAAAGGGAACGGUCAUAAUAAAGCCUGAAUAUGGGGUUCUCUCUCAUCCCCAAACACUGGGACCAGCUAUUGGCUUGGCCUAUAUAUUUUUUCUUCUUUCAAAUAAUGUGGGUAUUGCUUUUCUUUUUAAUUUUAAUCUAGUUCCUAUGAAAAAAAGGCUUUUUUGGUGAGUAGGGACCCUCCCAGACUUGACUAUUCUCUUUGAUGACCUGCACUAUUCCCCUUCCUUUCUUAGGAGUUUCAUUUAAGUCCCAGCCCCCAGUGAGGACUACCCUUCUCUCGGGGUUCCACAAGUGGGAAGAUUAGGUCCCCACCAGAGAGCUGUGUAACAAGUUCUAAACUGGAUUAGAAUGUCAGCCUUACUCUGGAAUUAGGGUUCCGACACAGACUAAUCUUAGAGUUGGAACUGACCUCAGAGGUCAUUUUGGCCCAAUUAUCCCUUAACAGGAAUCACCUCUUCAAUAUACCAUCCCAGAGAAAUGAUCCUCCAGUUCUGAUUUAAAGACCUCUAGUAAAUGAGAACCCAUUACCUCUCAAGGCACCCCAUUUUGUGUUGGCUUAAGUCUGUGAGGACAUUUUCCCUUAAAUUGAACUUAACUUGGCCUUCACACCACUUAUACCCAGUGCUCCCAAUAAUGCCUUUAAGGCCCCAACAGCAAAUCUCCAGUUCCUCCAGCAAAUACUUUAAGGCAGCUAAUAAUAGUUCCCCCAUCUGAAAUCUCAUCUCGGGGAUAAACCCCACUUUCUUCAACCAGUCCCCAAAAGGCUUGGCCUCCAGCCUCCUGUUCACCCUUUUUUUCUGUGAAAGCUACCCUCCUUACCCCCCUCAUCUCUCUUCUUGACAUGGUGGCUUUGGGCAGGAUGGGAAGCCCAAAGGAUAAAAAAAAAAACAAAGAAGAAAACUCUAGCCUAGGUCUAGAACUGGGUGGGUAGGGGGGAGAAGGUGAAAGGGAAGGGUUAGAACAAGACUAAAACAACUAGUGAUGCAGGUGAUGGAGACUUUAUGAAACACUAACUUAGUUCUUUAAAAGCACAGACUUGGGUGAUGUCCAUGGCCAGUGACAGUUUAAAAGCGCAAAGGGAUAGCUUGUUGGGGUAGGGAGAAGGGAAUGGAGAUAGCCCCACCCCUGCCUGUAUGGACAGCACAUGAAAUGUUUACUGGUGAUGAUGUAGCACACACUAAAAAUGCAUAUUCUCUUUUUUUAAUGAGGCCUAUGGAAGACAGAGGAAACAUUAAAAAUCCUUAGUGAUGUCUGAUGUUUUAAA
This is a messenger RNA of Monodelphis domestica (gray short-tailed opossum), 4545 nucleotides long. It is a transcript of the gene CDC42EP4, whose product is annotated as CDC42 effector protein 4. Gene Ontology annotation, cellular component: cytoskeleton; plasma membrane; cytoplasm. The record is from RefSeq and is a predicted model, not a curated record. Gene Ontology annotation, molecular function: small GTPase binding. NCBI's taxonomy places the organism in Eukaryota, Metazoa, Chordata, Mammalia, Didelphimorphia, Didelphidae. Gene Ontology annotation, biological process: Rho protein signal transduction; positive regulation of actin filament polymerization; positive regulation of pseudopodium assembly.